Molecule: messenger RNA, 1810 nt
Organism: Clupea harengus (Atlantic herring)
Lineage: Eukaryota; Metazoa; Chordata; Actinopteri; Clupeiformes; Clupeidae
Gene: ora2
Product: olfactory receptor class A related 2
Biological process (GO): G protein-coupled receptor signaling pathway
Cellular component (GO): membrane
Molecular function (GO): pheromone receptor activity
Source: RefSeq, a predicted model, not a curated record
AAUAGCUGUGUAGGACUUGUACUACACCAACAUCAUAACAUUUUAUGAGUGCAGUCAUGUCUCUAAAUAGUUAUAUAGACUUGCCAGUCACUACAAUGCAUUAUGAAUACUUUAUAAAUAUUGAAACAUUUAUAAUGCUUUAUGACUACUCAAUUGAAGUAAGGCGUAAACAUAAAACCGUAAAGAAACUCUUCAGUAAAGUAUACCUUAUGAGUCUACUCCUGUGACUGAAACACACCCCAGUGUGGUCAUGCUUUUGUUUGUUCUUUCUGCCGUUUCUUGUAGUGAAACUAAUGAGGCAAUCUGGUCUAAUGAACUAAUGAAUCAUUCAGCCAGAUAGAUUGCAGUUAUUGCUGUCGAGUGUUUAGCAACAGAUUAAUGCCAUAUCACUACACAGUGCCUCUGUAGGGUUAUAAAAGGAGAGAGAGAUACUUAGUGUUUGUCAUGAUGGGGCGACAUCAUCAUAAGGAACUCAAGGAAGCUUGCACAGGACACGAACACGUCUGAGAGAUGUGUUUUUUUAAGAUUAUUAACUUAUUGAGAUUCUAAGAAGCUUGUUAUUUGCCUUGCGCUAUAUCACAAAAAAAAUACAGUUUACAGCUACCUUUGCUCUCUCUCAUUCAUAGUAACAUAGGAACAGAAAUACUGGCUUUGUUGGGUAAUAAUAAUAAUAAUAAUAAUAAUAAAAACAGUAAUGCCGUGCACAUAUGUGUGACCAGAAAUGGAGCCUGAGCUACUGACCCGUGGAUUGCUCUACCUGUUUCUCACUGUGUUGGGUAUCCCUGGCAACAGCGUCGUGAUCUGGGCAUUUCUACAGCUGGCUUACUUUGAGCGUCAGCUCUUGCCAGCCGAUGCCAUUGUGUUACACCUGGCUUCCGCCAACCUGAUCGUGGUGGGGGUGCGCUGUCUUCUGGAAAGCCUCGCCACCUUCCGGCUGUCUAACGUCUUUAGCGACACUGGGUGCAAGGCGGUCAUAUUUGUGUAUCGCACAUCCCGCUCCCUCUCCAUCUGGCUGACAUUUGUGCUGAGUGCAUACCAGUGCCUCAGCACCGCUGCCCCGGGCUCCCGCUGGGCUGCCCUCCGUGCCCUCGCUGCCAGGAGCCUGGGUGGCAUCUUUCUGGUGCUGUGGCUCCUCAACACAUCCCUGAGCUCGGCGGCUAUUCUCUUCUCUCUGGGUUCAAGACACAACUCGAGCUUCAUGCAGCAUGACAUUAAUGUGCAGUUCUGCUUCGUGCGCUUUCCCUCACAGCUUUCCCGCGACGCCAACGGAGCAGUGCAGGUGAGCAGAGACGUGGUGCCCAUGACUCUCAUGACUACAGCCAGUCUCAUUAUUCUGGUUUUCCUCUACCGCCAUAGUCACCAGGUCAAAGGGCUCCGCAGCAGCACCAGCAGGGGAGGAGGCCCCUCGGCAGAGCAAAGGGCAGCCAUUACAGUGGUUUCCUUGGUGACCUUGUAUGUCAUAUUCUAUGGUGUGGACAACGGGUUGUGGGUGUACACACUCACAGUAAAGAGAACUAUGAGGUCAUCGAUGGUGUCCGACCUGCGCAUAUUCUUCUCUUCAUUGUAUGCUGCCGUUAGCCCCUUCGUCAUCAUCGUCUCGAACAAGAAAGUCAACAGACUGCUGAGGUGUGGACUUGAAAAGAAGCUUCUGCAGAGUACAGACACAGGUCUUUCCACUGUUUAAGAUCAUCUAUGAUUCAUCAAUGUCACUGGAAGAAGAAUAAAGGUCAUUCCAUCUUCAAAGGUGACCAUGUCAGUUGUCUUUUGCCUUUGUGUCAUUACACACAACCAUUUUUUAGUCAUGGUUUUC